Messenger RNA from Erythranthe guttata (spotted monkey flower), 1395 nucleotides. RefSeq names its product GATA transcription factor 18. The record is from RefSeq and is a predicted model, not a curated record. Gene Ontology annotation, molecular function: sequence-specific DNA binding; zinc ion binding. Gene Ontology annotation, biological process: regulation of DNA-templated transcription. NCBI's taxonomy places the organism in Eukaryota, Viridiplantae, Streptophyta, Magnoliopsida, Lamiales, Phrymaceae.
UCGCGAUUGACGACAACGUGGGGGCUCUUUAGUUUGCAGGGUGCUGACGUGGCGUUUUCCGCCAUUUUUUUUAAAGCUGCUGCUUUCGUAUAAACCUCAAACAGUAACAGACAAACGUUUGAUCUCUCUCUCUCUCUAGCUUUCUCUCUCUUCUUUCUCUCUCUCUCUCUCGUACACCUCAAAAAAACAGCUCUCUAUCCCAUGUUAUUGUUCAAACAUUUUAUUAUCAUUACACAUCCCUUUCAUCUCACUAUUUGCUCGUACUUCUUUUCUUAGACCCCCCUACACCCACCCCCACCCCCACUAUUUUUCUCUAUCUACAUUCAUUUCUGCCAUUUUCUUGUUUAAAGAGCUUGAAUUAUAUUCGAAGCAGCAAAAAAAACGAAACCCAUUUUGUAUUUGUAUUUCAAGAAUGUACCACACGCAGAGCAAUUCGUUUUCCAUGCUUUUCUCCAUGGCCAACGGCGGCGGCGCCGGCCACAGAGGUAAUUACGACGACGGGGAGAUGUACUCUUUCGCAAAUUCCGGCCAUUCCGCCGCGUCGGUGGAUUGUACUCUUUCACUUGGGACGCCGUCCACCCGCGGCGGCGCCGCCGCUAGUGAGACUAACAAUCAUAACCACCAUCAAGAGAAGAAGCGGUCUUCUCUCAUGUCUAACUUCGGCUGGAACAUUCUGCCGUCGAAGCACACUCCGCCGCCGCCGCAGCAGCAUCCGAAGAGCAGCCGCGGCGGAAGCAAUGGCGGUUCUGGCGGCGGCGAUCCUCUUUUGGCUCGCCGGUGUGCUAACUGCGACACCACUUCUACUCCCCUCUGGAGGAACGGUCCCAGAGGCCCAAAGUCGCUAUGCAAUGCUUGUGGGAUUCGGUUCAAGAAGGAAGAGAGAAGAGCCACGGCGGCAGCCGCCAGCAGCAACGGCGGCGGCGGCGCCGCCCAUGGUUCCCACCACGUCGACACUACUCAACAGUACAUGAUGAAUAACGCCACGUGGGCAAAUCAGACACCCCAGAAAACGCCGUGCUAUUCAUCGGCGGCGUACGGGAACGAGUUCAGAUUCAUGGAAGACGGCGUCGCCGGCGGCGGCGGCGGCGAGCAAUUCCUGUCGUGGCGGUUCAACGUGGCGGACCGGCCGAGCCUCGUUCAUGACUUCACAAGAUAGAUCAACCAAUCAACAUAAUUAAUUAAUUAAAAAAAUCAAAAAUUCGAAAAAUUAAUAUCUAGAGCCAAAGAUCACGAUUGAUGGUGACGGUGGUGGUGGCGGAAUCUGAAAGCUAUGGGUCGUGAAAUUCUUUUCUUUUUCAGAUGUUUUUUUUUUAUAUUUUUAAUGUAGUUUCAUAUGAAUCUUUAUUACAUACGUAGAUGGAGUGAAAAUGAGUUAAUUCUAUGUUUGUUUGUCGU